AUGGAGGACGACCUACGCAUAACAACACAUCCUCAACCCCGCCGCUUGCGCUUGACGGUCAAGCCUCUGUUGGGCGGCACUCCCGUCGUGCUCGCACCCGUGCACCCCGACGACACCGUGGGCCACACGAAGGCGCGCGUGCGACUCGCUCUGCCGCACCUCCCCGAGCGGCAGCAGCGCUUCAUCUGCGGUGGCCGCCAUCUCGGCCCCGACCAAGACCACCUCACCCUCGCCCAGUGCGGCAUCGUGCCCGCCGCUGCCGCCAGCAGUAGUGGUAGUCGUGACCAGUCCGGCUCUGUCGACUCGACGACGACCACCACCGACACAGAAGAGUGGGAGGACCUGGAGGCGAAGCUCCUGGUGAUGGCCAUCCACGCGUGCGUGUGGGACCAGGCCAUGACGACGCCUGCAAAGCUCGCGGCCGGGAGCAUUGCAGCACGGCGCGCCAAGGCAGACGUGGCCCGCAGGCUGAAUGGCGGUGGCGCCGACGUCGGCGUGCGGUGGUUCGACAUAGGGCCGGACCCCACCAAGGCCCAGGGCGACUUGCCGUCCGUCUUCCACGUCACUCUCCUGGUCUUCGAGGGCACGCCCUACCAAGGCGGAAAGUUUGUGGUUGAGGUGGAGAUGCCGGAGAACUACCCCUUCGACCCUCCGCGCCUGCGCAUGCGCACCCCUAUCUACCACCCGACGGUCAAGGCCAACGGCGCCAUCACCGUACUCUCCUUGACACCGCCGCCGCCGCUGCCGGAAGCCACCGAGGCCACCGCGGAGAGCGGCGCGGGUGAGGGGUGGAAGGCCGAGGUGGAGGAAUCGAGGCAGUACUGGUCGCCGCAGCGUUCGUUCCUGGACGUGGUCGAGCUCGUGCAUCGGCAGCUCCGCCUGGCCCGGCCCUGGUCGCCGCUGUUCGGCGUCGUUGGCUACCAGCCCGAGGAGUGGAGCGGUCGCGCUCUGCUCGAGCGACGGCGCCUAGCCGGGCAAACCCGCACCGAUCCGCCCAGGCCCGGUCUUGAUGGCGUGGCCCUGUUUCGGCGUCUGGGCGUCCUGCGCCGGGCCGAGCCGGCUGAGCCGCUCCCUCCAGUCAUGACCGAGGAGGAGGCCGAGCAGGCGCGGCGUCGGCUGGUCGAGGCCAAGGCCCGGGCGCUGACCCGCUUCCACGCGACGGACGGGCGCUACGUGUGGCACGAGCGCGACCACCCGUGGCUGCCGCCGGCGCUGCGGCGCGACGCGAUGGUCCUCCUCAUGCUCGUACGACGGCAAUCCGAGGGGUUGCGGUUGCCGGAGGAGCUCGUGCGGCUGAUCGUGCAGGAGCUGGCGCGGCUUCACCACGAAGCGUCGAAGCACGUCGUGUGA
Molecule: messenger RNA, 1350 nt
Organism: Acanthamoeba castellanii str. Neff
Lineage: Eukaryota; Discosea; Longamoebia; Acanthamoebidae
Product: Ubiquitinconjugating enzyme subfamily protein
Exons: 2
Coding region: 1-1350 (449 amino acids)
Biological process (GO): protein polyubiquitination
Cellular component (GO): nucleus
Molecular function (GO): ubiquitin conjugating enzyme activity; protein binding
Source: RefSeq, a predicted model, not a curated record